AACACAUCAACAAGGAGACAUUCGAUUUAGAUGUCUGAAUCCUGAAUAGGACUAGUUGGUUUAAACGUUUUUUAGUUCUUAGAAGAACUGUUGGGUUUAAUAUGUCCUGUUAUUUCUGCUACACAUAACCAGCGGUGUUGAGUUUUGGCAACAUGAAUCGAUAAAAAAACAGAGUUAAUUUUUCUUUUACUUGCAACCACACUGUUUCCUCAACUACCAAACGAAAAAUAUUUGUAUGUUCGAAAGCCCGUGUAGUAGUUGAUAUAUUGCGGAUCGUCUUUGAAUCUAUCGAUAGACAUUAUAAUGAAUAUUGGUUGUUCCACAAUGCUUAACUGUCGAAUCAUUUCUGUUAUUUGUUCCAUACUGAGGGUAGUUUGGACAUUUACAUCUUGACACGAAGGACUUGCUUGUAUAGAGAUAUCGCUAGAGUUGAGGAUCACGGGUAGUGGCAAGGCACCAACUUUUAAGGAUUUUUUGGACGAUUCGGAUGAAGAAGAGGAAGGAGAUGAUAAUGGAUCGUCGUUUUCCUUGUUAUUAGUAUCACGAAAAUAAUCGUUGGGUGAGAAAUGAAUAUUGCAUACACGAGUGUUAAGAAAAUCAGUUAAAUCUAGACGGUUUAAUCGUGUGAGCCACACAUGACGUAUCUGAGGAUUUUUUGGUAAACGAUGAAACGAAACGUUUUUCUUUUUUGAUUCUCGAUUAGAACAUGAAAUACAAGUUUUAACCAUUUUAAAAUAGUCUCGCAAACUUGUGAGAUGUGCAUGUUUAUAUAGUAUUUUCAUUAAGACAUAUGGGAGAGUGUAACAUCAAAAAUUGUAAGAGUUGUAAGAUCAAAGAACAUCAAUCGGCAGUAUUAAGAGUGAGUGCAAGUGCGAGGGACGGAUCGAAGUAAAUCUUAUACAAAUCAUCUAUGACAACUUUAUGUUAUUUCUAAUCAUCUCAUUCAUACAAAACAAUGACUACACACUCGUCUCUUUUUACGUCUAUCGUUGAUCAUAAACGACCCUUCGAACUUGAUCUUGGUAGUAUUACGGAGUACUUUUCGAAAAUAUUAGCAACUGAUGGUCAUCUUGAUCGAGGUGCUUUAAAAAAUGGCAAUCUAUUGUUCAAGGAUCAUUUUCUUCAUUCUGUUACUGUUUCAUCAUCGUAUAUUCAUCGUAUAAUCGAAGCUAAAUGUCGAGCGCACAUGAAAAAGGCUAUCUCUUAUAACGUAAGUUUUCUAAAACGAAAAUUCGGUUGUGUUGUAUUCACAUUGGCAUUGCUUGCGGGUUAGUUUGGUCAUCAGUACUCCACCAGAUCCGGCUAUUCUUGAAGGGAAAUGUGAAUGUGUUGCCGGUGCUGGUAAAAUGGCGGGAUGCAAACAUAUUGCAGCGCUGUGUUUUGCAUUAUUCGACUAUGAUAACAACAAACUAUACGAUGCACCAACACAACGUCUACAACAAUGGCAUCAACCAACACGACGUUCAAAGAAUCCAGUAAAACUGCUAGAGAUAGGUUUUACAUCACUGAACCACAACAAACAGGAACAGCAAACACCACAGUACGUUCGUUUUCUGGCUGAAUAUCCAGAUGUACCAGAAGCCAAAGGUAAAUUAGCACAAAUCUUGGUUGAAAACAAGGAAAACCAAUGUGCAGCUGCACUUUUAUUUUUGAUACAACCACCCGACAUACCGUUCAUCACAGUACCAGCUCGAGUUUCCACUCAAACUUCAUCCCAAGUGUUUAGUUCUCUUUCUCCUGCUCUCAAAUCAACGUUUAUCAAUCACAUAUUUUUGACAAAUACACAAAUAUUCGAACUUGAACGGGCGAUACAAGGCCAAUCCUCCUCUACCAUAUGGCAUGAUGCCAGAAGAGUUAGAAUAUCAGGUACAACGAUCAGCAAGAUAGCAGUCCGCAAAGCUGAUUAUUCACAGUUGGCUGAUAUUAUUUUGAACAACCGCGACAAAGACAUUGGUUUUAUUCGAGCUGUUCGUCAUGGAAUUUUGAAAGAAGAACAUUGUCGACGAAAAUAUGUCGAAGAAAAAAGAAAACGUAUGUAUAAGAGAUAA
Messenger RNA from Didymodactylos carnosus, 2048 nucleotides. The record is from the annotation of a GenBank genome assembly. Lineage: Eukaryota; Metazoa; Rotifera; Eurotatoria; Philodinida; Philodinidae.